Molecule: messenger RNA, 359 nt
Organism: Paramuricea clavata
Lineage: Eukaryota; Metazoa; Cnidaria; Anthozoa; Malacalcyonacea; Plexauridae
Source: the annotation of a GenBank genome assembly
AUGUUAGCUGUUGUUUGGGGAGUUGAACACUUUCAUCUUUACGUCUACGGCUCACAUUUUCAGAUCAUGACGGAUCAUAAUCCUCUUUUCGGCAUUUUCAAGACCCAGAAACCUGCAACACCGCGCAUGGAUCGAUGGAAACUCCGCCUCGUGCCUUAUAAUUGCAAGUUACAAUAUCGCUCUGGGAAAGACAACCCAGCUGACUUCAUGAGCCGCCUUCCCAAACCAGUAAAUUUCAAAAACAAAACUGAGAACUUAGCUGAACUUUACGCCAAUUAUGUUUGCUCGAAUGCCAUUCUCAAAGCCAUGACUCGUGAAGAAGUCAAACUUGAAACCAAGCUGGCCCUCUCCUCCAAAAU